Molecule: messenger RNA, 867 nt
Organism: Formica exsecta
Lineage: Eukaryota; Metazoa; Arthropoda; Insecta; Hymenoptera; Formicidae
Exons: 4
Coding region: 199-837 (212 amino acids)
Source: RefSeq, a predicted model, not a curated record
AUUUUCAACUUACUUGUAACUUGCGUAGGCAGCGGCAGAAAAAUCCGGGACGCACCGGGGACCGAAUUCUCUCACGCACAAACACGAAACUUCGAUAAUGUUUGCUGGAAGAGUAUUAGCGCCUUUAAUGACGAAAUUUACACAAAUUCCCGCCAUAUUGUCGGACAACUUUGAAUUUUUUUAUGCAAAAUAAUCGAGAUGGAUAACAAUCAAUUUGAUGGGAAUUUCAAAAAGAUUAUUAUUAAUCGAUAUACGCAAGCAUCAAGCACAGUCAGCCUAAUGGAUGUCGACAGUAUGGAAUAUAAUAGCGAACUCCAUCGGAUGGAAAGGAAGAUUGAUCAUUACAAGUCGAAAUUGCGCGACUGCCGCGACAAAUACGAAAACAUGGAGACAGAAAUUCGUAACGUGAGACGAUUACAAAGCAAAUCGUUAUUCGUGUUAGAUAAUGUACAACCGAUGGAAGAGGAUCUUCAAGAGCGUUUCAAAAAUAUACAUUUAAAUUACGAGGCGUGUGUGGAAAAAUCUGGUGGUUACGAAGAUCUGGGAGAGAUGAUUAGCGCAAAGAUAAAAGAGUUGAAAAUACAGAGAAACGCACUGAUGGAAGAACUAGCGCAAUUAAGGAAAAACGCCGAAGAUAAUAAUAAAAAACUUGCCCGCGUAAAGGGUAUGAUAACUGAACAAGAAGAAAAGAACGCGAUAUUGCUUCAAGAUUUGAAGGAAAAAUCCGAGAAUGUCGUAUCCAUUUCACCGUACAUAAAAAAACGGAUAAAUAUCGUUCUAGAAAAUACAUCAAAAAAUAAAUUAAAGCGACGAUGCAUUGAUAAUAUGAUAGAAUAAAAAAAUAAAAUUUAUAAAUUUCGUAUAAAU